Molecule: messenger RNA, 1261 nt
Organism: Galendromus occidentalis (western predatory mite)
Lineage: Eukaryota; Metazoa; Arthropoda; Arachnida; Mesostigmata; Phytoseiidae
Product: RNA-binding protein Musashi homolog Rbp6
Exons: 14
Coding region: 197-1261 (354 amino acids)
Biological process (GO): regulation of translation
Cellular component (GO): cytoplasm
Molecular function (GO): mRNA binding
Source: RefSeq, a predicted model, not a curated record
AGAGUUGAGGAAGCCGUUCUUUGCCGGCAGCAGAGAGUGUUUAGACGUGUUCCUUCAUAGUUCGAUUCGAUAGACGACAGGCAGACGACACACAAUUCUGCUUCCUAGAAUUUUCAUCUCAAAAUCGUGAACGUCGCCUCAACGCGACCCUCGUUCCUACGACAAAAUUCCUUCCGUGACUGAAAUCAUCACAGAUAUGGAGUCAGAGGUGGCGGUUCAAUCAAACUCGAGCAGCCCCAACGAAGCUGCCCAUGAUCCCGGGAAAAUGUUCAUAGGAGGACUAAGCUGGCAAACUGCACCCGAGGGCCUCCGGGAAUACUUUAGCAAAUUUGGUGAAAUCUCUGAAGUUAUGGUCAUGAAAGAUCCUACCACGAGAAGAUCGAGAGGAUUCGGCUUCGUUACAUUCGCCGAUCCUGCCAGCGUAGAAAAAGUUCUGGCAAACGGACCUCACGAGCUGGACGGGAAAAAGAUUGACCCGAAAAUCGCCUUCCCAAAACGCGCACAUCCAAAGGAUUCGCCUGCUGAACAACUCGCUGCCGCCGCCUUCGAAUUAGCGCUUGACGCAAAACUGAAUAAGUAUAUUCUAGCGGGGACAGUUUCAAUACCUGAAGCUGCGGCGAAUUCAGAGAUGGUAACGCGGACAAAAAAAGUAUUCGUAGGAGGCCUGUCAGCACCCACUACUCUCGAAGACGUGAAGAAUUAUUUCCAACAGUUCGGUCGGAUAGAAGACGCUAUGCUGAUGUUUGAUAAGCAGACGAAUCGACAUAGAGGAUUCGGCUUUGUCACGUUCGAGCUAGAAGACGUCGUCGACAAAGUCUGCGAGGUCCACUUCCACGAAAUAAAUAACAAAAUGGUCGAGUGCAAAAAAGCUCAACCGAAAGAAGUCAUGAUGCCAAAUAGCGUCGCUCGAGGAAGGGGUGCAGAACUGGUUUGGCCUCUUGGUGCUCUUACUGAAGCUGGCUUUCCGGCGUAUGGUUAUAGUCGAGGCGGAUACCCUGGCUACCCUACAGGAUUUGGCUACCCGUUCGCAGUGGAGCUUAACGGACAACAAACGUCACCACCGUUGUUAACUCAAGCAUUAUCAGCUACUAGCACGACGAGCCCGGGUCCCACACCCAUUCAGGAUCUCUACACCACUUCGACGGACAAUGCAGUCAGCUAUGUGCAGACCGCAACGUCGCCGCAACCGUCUGGAUUCCCCCCGCUGACCGUCAGCAUGGGACCCCUCAUGGCCGCCGCGUUCGCCAACGGCUACCACUAA